UCAGAAUCAUGAAGGCAUGCAUGUCCCAAGCAGCAAUAAACUGGACCUUCGGGAGAUAGUGUUUGUUCUCCAGAGUCAAAGCAACUCAUUCCAUGUGAGGAAGGCAGAAAGGCAGAGGGCAGAUUUACUGAAGCAGGCGCAUGGUCUCACUGAGAAACAACCUGUGGUUUUGCUCCUACACACUUUAUCAGACAAUGAGGGUGAUUGGAGUAUACUUCCACUUCUGCCUUACUUUUCCCAGUCUUUUGGGAAAAACUCAUCCUGGAUUUUAUUUCUUGAGGAGGAAACAAAUGUGAAGAUGGUUACGCUUCUUCAAGCUCUGGCAAAAUUUCACAAGAGUAAGGAGUGGUUUCUCGGCAAGCCUCUCCAUGAUGAGGAAUCGACCAUUAUCCAUCACUAUGCCUUUGCAGAGAAUCCCUCAGUCUUUAAAUAUCCAGACUUUGCUGCUGCUUGGGCUUUAAGCAUGCCCCUGGUUGUUCGGCUUGCAAACAAAGUGAGAAAUGAGCCACUGAAAUCAGACUUCACUAUUGACCUAAAGCAUGAGAUCGCUUUGUAUAUCUGGGACAAUGGGAAGGGACCCCAUCUGACUGCUGUGCCUGAGUUCUGCACAGAGCUAGAGGGCUCUCCUCAUACUCAGCAAUGUGCAACCACUUUAAGCAAAGACCUUCCACUGUGUGGGAAGCCUGUAAAUAAAGAAGACAUAUUUGUUGCUGUGAAAACCUGCAGAAAGUUUCACAGUGAAAGAGUUCCAGUGAUAAAGAAGACUUGGGAAAAGGAUGCCUUAUUUUUAGAGUACUACAGCGACCAUGCCGAGGCUUCCAUACCAACCAUUAAUUUAGGAGUGCCAAACACUGAGAGAGGUCACUGUGGGAAAACAUUUGCAAUCCUUCAAAGAUUCCUAAGCAGCGCUGUCCCUAACACCAAGUGGCUUGUUAUUGUGGAUGACGAUACACUCAUCAGCCUCCCCCGUCUACGAGUCUUGCUGAGCUGCUACGACCCCUCUGUGCCUGUGUGCCUCGGAGAGAGAUACGGCUACGGAUUGAGCCAAGGUGGUUACAGUUACAUCACAGGAGGUGGAGGCAUGGUGUUCAGCAGGGAGGCUGUGGUCCAACUCCUCAAAAGCGGCUGCAAGUGCUACAGCAAUGAUGCGCCAGAUGACAUGGUGCUGGGAAUGUGCCUCAAUGCUCUGGGGCUUCCCAUCACGCACAGUCCUCUAUUUCACCAGGCACGCCCAGAGGACUAUGCUAAAGACCUCUUAGCUCACCAGGUCCCCAUCUCCUUCCAUAAACACUGGAACAUUGACCCUGUGGCUGUUUUCAAUAAGUGGUUAAGGGAUGACUGGAGGACAAAUACUUCAGACAAACACGAUGACAGGAUUAAAACAGAAUUAUGAUUAGAAAAUAACUCAACUGUGGUGAUGUUUAUGCAUACACUGAAUGUCUUUGUUUACAAAGGAACAUGGUUUCACUCCACAGAUGUAAAUAUUUUCUAUUGUUACUGUUUAAAUAUGAUUAUUAAGAGAAAGUGCGUGUGUGUGUGUGUGUGUGUGUGUGUGUGUGUGUCUUCAGGUCUGGGUCUGCAUGUUAAGGUUAUGUUUCAUUUAUAAAUAACUGUAUAUUUAUAUAAUUUGAUCCUUGUAAACACAUCACACUGUUCAUAGUUUUUUUUUUUCUCCACAAGAUGCUGAUAUCUUAAAAAAAAAAGAAAUUCUUUGAAAAAUGAUCAAUGAUGCUGUACAAUAUUGUCAAUUUCAACAUAAAGGUAUUCAUACUUUAA
Cyprinodon tularosa is the source of this 1776-nucleotide messenger RNA. It is a transcript of the gene b3glcta, whose product is annotated as beta 3-glucosyltransferase a. The transcript is spliced from 13 exons. Bases 17 to 1393 code for a protein of 458 amino acids. The record is from RefSeq and is a predicted model, not a curated record. Gene Ontology annotation, molecular function: acetylglucosaminyltransferase activity. Gene Ontology annotation, cellular component: membrane. Lineage: Eukaryota; Metazoa; Chordata; Actinopteri; Cyprinodontiformes; Cyprinodontidae.